UAUUUCUCAAAUACUCACUCCUAAACUUAUAUGUCUGUUUCUAAUGUGGCUACUGAUUUAAAACACCUUUCCUCACGUAAAUCUCUGCAGCUCAUUUUUAAUAACAGCCCAGUUAACUUCUAACCCAGUCCCUGAUGUGCGGCGUGACCCAGCGUUACAUGAUGGAACAACAAACUCCAGCCUCUGCACAGCCUCGGGAGGGGAUCGGCUGCCGUGUGUGGGACGUCUCUGCGGAGUCGCUCCCCGCGCUGCUCGACUCAGGUUUAGAUGCGUUGGCGUAACGCUGGGCYGGGCAGGUUGUGGCGAGGCGGUGAUGCAGCGCAGAGACAGAAGCUGUGGACACAGGAGCCUAUUCACCCAACGUGUCUGCUCUCCGUCGCAGAGGACACUCACCAAGUCUGUGUUGUGUCACAAGUCUCUGCUGUGAGCUGAGUAAGUGGGUCACCCUGAAAAAGAUCUUACCUGUGUCGAGCCAUCAUGGUCCGUCUGACCGUAGACCUGGUAGCCAGGUCGAAAAACCACUUCCAAAAGAAAAGGGGCCUCUCUUUCCCAGACUACCUCAGGACCCUCACCCACCUCCACUUUUCCAGCCAGAAUAUUGACGACGUUGGAGAUCUUUCCAUGUGUAGGAACCUUACAGUUCUCUACCUGUACGACAACCAGAUAMCUCACAUCCCCAACCUUGGCUUUGCCUCCAACCUGACCCAUCUGUACAUUCAGAACAACAACAUCACUCAGAUAGAUCAUCUGCACGGUCUGCAGAAACUCUCCAAACUGUAUUUAGGUGGGAACAGAAUCACUGUGGUGGAGGGUUUAGAGGAGCUCCACGAGCUCCGAGAGCUUCAUCUGGAGAAGCAGCGGCUGGCACCAGGGGAGAGGUUGCACUUUGACCCCAGGACUCUCCGCUCACUCGCUGAAUCUCUUUGUGUCCUGAUUAUUAAUAACAACAAUGUUGACGAUAUCAGAGCCCUGUCUGUGCUGAAGGAACUCCAACAUUUUUCUGCCAAGGAUAAUAAGUUGCACAGCAUUGAGGAGUUGGAGGACGUGCUCAGCCUCUGGCCUCAGCUGCUCCACUUGGAUCUGAGUGGAAAUCCUGCGUGUAAACAACCAAAGUACCGAGACAGACUUAUUACAGCRUGCACGAGACUCGAGGUUCUUGAUGGAAAGGAAAUUAAUGAGUUAACCAGACAGUUUCUUAUUAACUGGAAAACAUCAAAAGAAGCCAGGAAGAAAAAAAMCAACAAUCGGAUGUUGCCUGGAUCAUUGGUUCCUUAUUUUUUUACAAAUGACUUGAACGGGGGUCAGAAUCCACAUCCUGGUCCCAUCCAGAGCUCCACUAAGCGUGCCGAGGGGGGAGCCACAGCCAUGUGUCAGUACCGCACCUCACUCAAGUCUACCCCGACCUUCUUUAAUUAUUAAAAACCGGACUUAAAAACAAAACGAUGCCGUGUGGAAACAUUCACACAAAGAAUUUAUAUGCGGUGUWAUAAAUUUUGAAAGGGUUAUAGAUCCUUCAGAUCCUGUAAUUAUCAACAAAUUUAGGAAGUGAAUAAACAUUAACUAGCCUCAUAUCAAUUUGUUUUAUUUCCAUUUCUUUUCUUUUUUUUGUCAACUUCUAUAACAUCUCUUUUAUUCAGGAAUUUUAUCUAGAAAUAAAAAUAAAUACACCUUAGCAUUAUUUCUUAAUAAUUAUUAGGGAUCGGCAUUUUAACAAAAACACUCAAAUUUGUCAAAAUUAUUAUUAUUAUAAUUAAAUUYGGCCAUCCCUCAAUAAAAACUAAUGUUUUUUGCUCACGCUUGUUUUUCAGAAAUUAAAUGUUAAUGGAUCUCAUCAGCCAUUAAAAAUUAAAAAUUG
Messenger RNA from Austrofundulus limnaeus, 1855 nucleotides. It is a transcript of the gene ppp1r42, whose product is annotated as protein phosphatase 1, regulatory subunit 42. The transcript is spliced from 8 exons. The record is from RefSeq and is a predicted model, not a curated record. Gene Ontology annotation, molecular function: protein binding. The coding region runs from base 478 to 1419 and encodes 313 amino acids. NCBI's taxonomy places the organism in Eukaryota, Metazoa, Chordata, Actinopteri, Cyprinodontiformes, Rivulidae.